AUGUUGGGAACGAGUGAAUGGAAAAGUAGUCAAACCGUGCCUUACAAUAUUCCUGAUAAGCGACAAGCUGGUGUAUUUGUCAAUGGAGCCUUUCACUGGUUUGGCGAAGCGCGUGAGGAGAACUCAUUGAAGUUAAUAGUUUCUUUGGAUAUCAGCAACGAGAAAUUCGACAAAUUGCAACUUCCAAUAGAACUUGUAGAGAAGAAGCAUUCUUCAAUGAUCAUUGAUGUUUUGGCGUGGUGCCUUUGUGUACUCGUAAUGACUCAGGAUUGUUUUGAAGUUUGGGUGAUGCAAGAUUAUGGAGUUCAAGAAUCCUGGGUAAAACGUUAUAUCAUCGGCCAUGCAAGUAUAAUGACAAACUUCAACUUGAGGCAAAUGUGGUCUUUAUUGAAUGGUCAGAUUCUACUAGGGAAUCACAGUCAGUUAGUUAUAUAUGACCCGAAGCAUUCAACUUUCAAAGAACUCAAAUUUUCAGGUAAUCUAAGGCUCUUUGAUGCAAAAACUUAUGUGGAAAGUCUAGUUUCACUAAACUCAGGUACUUAUGCCUGUACGAAAAAAAAUAUGAUAGGAACAUCAAGAAAGGAGGCUUGUAAAGAACAAGAAAGAUAUGAACAUCACUAA
Molecule: messenger RNA, 621 nt
Organism: Papaver somniferum (opium poppy)
Lineage: Eukaryota; Viridiplantae; Streptophyta; Magnoliopsida; Ranunculales; Papaveraceae
Product: F-box protein At3g07870-like
Exons: 1
Coding region: 1-621 (206 amino acids)
Source: RefSeq, a predicted model, not a curated record